ACACAGUCUUAAACUGCGUCAGGGGAGGUUUAGAUGGUGCGUUAGGAGGGAUUUCUUCACAGGAAGGGUGAUUGAUUAGACACUGGCAUGGACUGCUCAGGGAGGUAGUGGAUUCACCGUCCCGGAAGGUCCUGUUUUCCACUGAUCUAUGCAUCAUGGGGCAAGGAAAUUCUUGUAAAUAAGAUGUUUCAGUCUAGAUACAAGAAUCAUUAUCAAGAGACUAUUUUCCUAAGAAUCACUGGAUUCCUACUGUUCAAGCAUGGAAGUGGUCUUGCACUAUCGACCACAUCAGAGAGAUCUAAUAAAACUGCAGAAAUAUGCAGAAGCAGCAAUGAAGGAGUUUCCCAUUCGCCAAUUACCAAGAUUUGCACCCUGGUUUCGAAAUGAUUUACACAGUCUUCCACUCAAACCAAAAAAGCAGGCACCUGUUGUUUCUUGUGAGGAAGUGGAAGAAUUGAAACAACUUUAUACACCUUCAGAAAAUGUUACAGGAUCUCCUGAUUAUGACUGCACAAAAAAUCUCCUUGAGUUUCACUCUAGCAUGAAAUAUGGUCCGACUUUAAUCCAAGCACAGGCUGCUCACAGACCAAUUAACUUGGACUGUCAAGGAGAACCAGCACCUAAUGGAAAACAAAAAUUGAAAAGAUCUUGGAGUGUCUCUCUCCCUAGAGCUAAACUCAGAGAAAAGAUUCAUCCUUUAUCUCAAGAACUGCAGAAUAAUUUGGAAAGACUAAAGCUGCAUGCAUUUUGUAGAGCCAAGUGGACAAUUGAACAGUCUCUUUGUAAAAACCAGAAUUUGGAGGACAUAUGGGUAAAAUUGAAUAGACUCAUUAAACAGAAUGAAUUGCCAUCUUGCAAUGCUACUAUCCAAAGAUCUGUGGGGCAGAUAUGGAUUUUCUGUGAUAUAUUAUACUGUGAAUAUGUUAGAAAUAUUCUUAGGGAAAAGCUAAGCCUUACAGAUAAAAUGAAUUUGCUUGUACAUAAAUAUGGAAUUAUAUUUAGUUUAUAACUUCGGAUAUAGUUUAAUAAUAACAUUACUGUCAGAAAUACUAGGGCUUUUAAGCACUUUAGAAUAUAUAGACCUUAGAACAACGAAAUUAACAGUAAGAAAACUACCUAUGUUACUUUGCUAUGGUUUUCUAGCUAUAAUUAUAUAUUUCUUUAACUUUGUUUUGCCUCAAGACUUAUGGUUCUAUUAAGAUUAGUAAGUUUCUGUUUGGCUUAGUACUGUGUUUUAUAGCUUUUCUCUACCUUGGUGGUCUAAAGGAAAAAAAUUAAAGUAAAAAUUCCAGACUCUUGUGGCAAGCUAUGUCAGAUAAUAAAAUUAAUGCUUUCAGUUAAGCAAAGUACAUCCUUUCUGCUUCAUUGGAAUUAGGAGAAGGAAAGAUGUUUUUAAGUGUUGUAAUAAUUGUUAUAAUAGCUGUAACUGACAUUAAGAUUUUCAAGAUCUGAUUAUCUCCUGAAAGUAGUCUGUGCAUUUUUUUUAAUGAUGGCAUGUCCCCCCCAUGAAAUAAAAACUUACUUUAUGUGGGAUAUAUGCACUGUCUUAGUAAUGUUAGCUAUAUUUUCACAGAAGUAUUAAUGAUAGCUUCAGUGGAAGCUGUGGCCUGAAAAAUAACGAACAACUUGGUAAUUGCUGUUUUAUGCCUUUGAUAAUUUCUUUUCCUGAUGUUUCUGUUCUUUUGUCUCUAAUUAUAUUUGGGAACAAGGAAACACUAGCUUCCAGGUAAAAGUGAGAAAAUUAAGAAAUGAGACAUCUAUCUGAACCCUCUUGUCUUUGAGAAUUUGAAUACCUUUUAUGGUCAUAAAAGGCAGAGUUCAGGAUGAUUUUUUGUCUCCUAAAAGAAUGAAGUGUUCCAAGGUCAUGCUGUCCCUGCUCAGUUGAAACUUUGGAGGGUCAGUAGAGAAGUUAAACUGGGAUCAGUAUGACUGGAAGGUUAUGCAUUUGCACUCCUGCUAAUUCUAGAUAGUUUUGAUGUAGCUGGAGGUCAAGGUCUGUAGCAUCUGGAAAAGAAGGAAAACAGUAUUUGUAGAUUAUUAGCUUGUCAUUAUUGCCGCUCACACCAAAGUGUACCUAAGCAUAAUAAGAGAUCCUUCUGUAAAAAAAAAGUGAAUUCCCCUCAGACUUAACAUUCUUAUAACAUCCUUGUGUUCGAUUAUUAUAUUUUAUUAUAGGCAUUACAAUUUUUUUAGAUAAAAAUUUCUCCAUUUGAGUCAUUGACAUGUAUUUUUAAACUUUGACUGAAUUUUAAGACAUUUGUAGAUGUCUUAUAUUUAUGUUUAAGGUGUUGGUGAUAUUUAAUAUGACCACUUAGCAAAAUUGAUGCAAAAUGCUGUCUAGACUGCAUUAAAACUGCAGUAUAACUGAAGGUUGUUAUUAGUUUUAAAGCCUAUAUAGCCAAUUUUUUCGCUGACAUUAUAUUUCUGAGCUCAACAUGAAUAGUAACAAAAUAUUUUUGUGCAUCAACAUUUUUGAAGAUAAAAUGAAAUAAAAUGCAGUGUGAUUUGAGUUCUAUUUAAUGUGUUUUGUAUCUAGCAUCUUGGAAGAGAUGAUACAUUUUCUAACAAUAAUUUAGUACUUCUAAUAAAUGUAAUAAUAUACCUGUCAUAGUUUGUUUUGACUUCAUUGUGUGAUGUAUUUAUUUAUUUUCUGAAAUAUUACUUAACUUUUUUCUUUAGAAACAGCAAAUACUAGUUAUAUAGGCAUAGUGUAAAUUUGAGUAAAAUUGGAUAAUGCCAGUAAUACAAUCCCACUAGAUUAAUUUGAUAUACUGACAAAAGAGCUAAACAAACAUUUUACUAAACAAAUGGAGAGAUUCUUGUCACUGUAGCUGCCAGCUUUGUGCUGCUUUGGGUUGGCUUGUAUGGGAAUAAUGGUAGAUGCACUGCUAGCUGUGAGCACUUUAGCUGGAACUGAGGUCUUGUAAGAGUGAACGCCACGUUUGAUUGCUGCUCUGCAGAAUUACUGCAGUCUUGGUUAGCACUGGUAAUCCAGGAUUUCAUUUUCUCUUUGAGGAAUGCUUAAUUCAUAAGCAUGUGUAAUUCAGUAUCUUUUCUUUUUCAUUUUCAAUGUUGAAUGUGGUUCACUGUUUACUCUAUUUCAUAUAUCUUGGGAUUCGUUUAAUAUACCCCAUGGUUCUUAGUCUUCAAAGUUCACCAUAACCAAGAGAAUAUGUUCUCUUUUUUUUUCAUGUGAAAGGUGAGAAUUGUUUUUGUCAUGCUAAAUUGCAUAGGUGUGUUCUAUGGUAGCAUAAGUUCUUGUGAAGCAAUACACCCCACUGUACCCAAAUGUCUAUCAAAGAAAUUGAAUACACUGCUGGGAACAGCAAAUGCUGUCUGGACACAAUAGCUGUACAAAAGUACAAUAAAAAUAAACUCACAAAACCUGUGUCAGUGCAAAGGUCUUGAUUAACUUGUUGCAAUCAAGAGAAAUCCUUUUGGUUUAUUUUUUAGUUUUAAUUGGUGUUUUGUUUGUUAAGUUUCAAAGAAAAAAGCCCUAAUAGUUUUUACAUAUUCAGAUUAACACCUAAAAUUACAAAUGCUCAAUUUUUUUUCAUAUGAAUGCCUUCAUAUAUAAUAAGCUAUAUCUAAGUUUAGGGCCUUUGGUUAAUUUGAAGAGGGAGAAAUUCUUUUAAGUAAUAGCACCUUAAAUCUGUUAUUUAAGUGAAAAUAAUGUAAUUUUGAGUGUGAGUUAAAAUAGCCUUUGAAAAUACCACUUACUUGAAGUAGUGUUUUUUUAAUAGGAAAAUCUUAAUGAUUUUGAUUUUUGUCAGUAUCAAAAAAAUAGCUUUGUUGUGUUUUCAUGAGGUUUUUGUGCUGGUUUUACUGGUUUGAGUUUAAAGUUUGUGACUUAGAGAAAAAGCAGUGGUAUAAAUAAUGUAAGGUUUUAGUAUUGUAACUCUACCUUGUGUAAGUGUUAUAGGUUAAGAUGUUAAUGCAAUUUCUAAUAGACUGGUGUUUGACUGAAAGGGUCCGUACGAGUCAUCAUGUCUCAUUCUAGGGCAACAAGGAUCACAGGACAGGCACUUAAGCUGGAAAAGUCUACAAACAAAUGAAACGGAUACACUUCUGAAGACCACAAAGCACUUAAUGCUGUAGCAGGUGUAGACCUCUAGCACAUAAAAUUGAAAGCAGUAGAUGAGUAGGUUAGUUCACCAGGAUAGAAAGCAAGAGGAAGCAAUGGCAUUCUUGGAUCUUACAAUAGCAGGGGCUUUUUUUUUUAUUGCCAAAAAAAUUUAUUGUAUUUUGAAACGCCGUGUGAUCCUUUUUCAGGCCGAGACUUAUUUGGUGGUUGUGAUUUGUUGGGUGGUUUUGGUUUUUCUUGUGGAAGUUGAAAAACAAAAUUAAAAAUAGUUGUUUGAUUGA
Haemorhous mexicanus (house finch) is the source of this 4365-nucleotide messenger RNA. It is a transcript of the gene SHLD3, whose product is annotated as shieldin complex subunit 3. Gene Ontology annotation, biological process: positive regulation of double-strand break repair via nonhomologous end joining; positive regulation of isotype switching; negative regulation of double-strand break repair via homologous recombination. The record is from RefSeq and is a predicted model, not a curated record. The coding region runs from base 260 to 1009 and encodes 249 amino acids. The transcript has 2 exons. Lineage: Eukaryota; Metazoa; Chordata; Aves; Passeriformes; Fringillidae.